Messenger RNA from Cryptococcus wingfieldii CBS 7118, 2793 nucleotides. RefSeq lists its product as hypothetical. Gene Ontology annotation, cellular component: cytoplasm. Gene Ontology annotation, biological process: protein dephosphorylation; negative regulation of MAPK cascade. The transcript has 4 exons. Gene Ontology annotation, molecular function: MAP kinase tyrosine/serine/threonine phosphatase activity; protein tyrosine/threonine phosphatase activity. The coding region runs from base 1 to 2793 and encodes 930 amino acids. The record is from RefSeq and is a predicted model, not a curated record. Lineage: Eukaryota; Fungi; Basidiomycota; Tremellomycetes; Tremellales; Cryptococcaceae.
AUGCGCAACGACCGCACCACGGCCACCUCCCGUCCUCCCCCGCCCAUGCUCGCCCCCAUACCCCGCUCCGUCCCGCCACCACAAGCAGCCGCCCUCCGCACCCCUGCCCCAAUCGACCCCGCCUCCAUCGCCGGCCCAUCCCUACUGGAUAGUGCGGCAUACCGCCAUGCCUACUCUCCAGAUAUAUCGUCCACUGCCUCCUCUCCCACCAGCCUGCCGUACCUCCGUGACACUCCCGAGAGAUCGCCCUUGCGGAUGUCGGAAGCCCACUCUCCUACGAUACCAGCCCCGAAUCGUUCUUCCUCGUCGCUGUUGCCGCACUUGAAUUCCAGUCCGAGCUGGAGCUCGAGGUCAUUAGGGAGUGAUGCGCCCUUGACAGCGCCUAUUCCAUAUACAGGGCCAAGGUCGCCCCUCCCCCGCCGGCGUCCCAGCCCGCUGGUCCUAGGCAAGGCCAAGACGUCGAUGGACACAGAUGAAGGGUUGGAACUGGAGAGGAGCAACAAUGUGGGAAGACAGUAUAGCAGCAGGCCUGCUACCGCUGGAUCUGUGACUUCCUUGAAUGAUGACGGAGCACUAGCCAACGAGCUCGAGAGCUUGUCGCUCCUCCGCAAGACCGUUCGGCAGAACCUCAUAGCUCGACCUGUCGAUUCCCCUCUGGCUGGCUCAGGUUCUGAAUCGGGCGGGUCUGGUUUUCCGACACCAGAACGGUCCUGUUUCCCCUCGACCAAGGGCGACUCUUUGACCAAGCUGGGCAGUAUUGACAUCAAGCAAGUAUUAGAGAGGCAAGCUACAGGGCAGAUGCUGGUAGUCGAUACGCGUCCGCUAGGAUCCUUCUUGGACGAGCACCUUCCCCGGGCUGUAUCGAUAUCUAUCCCGACCCUCAUCUCCAAGAGGUUUCAACGGAGCUCCGUUGGCUCUGAUAGCAAAGGGGGUUUCUCCUGGGGUCAUCUCCGUGCCUUCAUCUCGACAGCUCAAGGCUGCGACUCGUGGGACGAGGCUGAUGAAGGCAAGACGGAAAUUGCGUUGAUCAAAGACGACACUGACGACGUGGGCAAUACUCUGGCUGGAAUUCUGCAGAGCCUUGUGGGUAAUGACAGGGUCAAGGAGGUCGAAGGCGGCUGGGAUGCUAUCAAGAACACCCCAGAAAGUAGGAGAAUACUCGUUGCCGGUGAGGUUGAGCCUGCCGUCACCCACAACGACCCCUUAUUACCACCUCCUAAAUCGGCUCCGCCGGGUGAGACGCCUCCUCUGCCGCCUGUCCCUUCUUCACCCGCGCCACUCCGAGUCUCCCAUCGACCUUCAUUACCGUCUCUUCGACCGCCCGGGUCCAAUCAGCAGCGCGACCUUCCCGCAUUGUCCAUCAAUGGUGGCGGUAAUAGCAAGACCAUUGGACGGUCUACCCUGGGUGAGCGAAGGACACCGAAAUUGAGCUUAAACCUCGAUCGACCUUUGCGAAGCGCCACGCUCGGUUCUUUCGACAUUCCCCCGACUCCUGGUGGCUUCAUGUGCUCUCGUAACAAGCCACUACGUUCACCCGGCCUAUCUCUCAAUAUUCCUCAGCCCAACGGCCAGAGUACUGCUUCUCCCAGUUCAUUGCAGGUCCUGGCACACGAGCAGAGCGAGCUCCCACCUUCCCCUAGUUCGUUUGGGGAUGUGAAACGUCUGGAAGGUGAGGAUGAGGAUUUGGUAACGACGGGAUGGUCCAAUGAGGCCACUCCCCGUGGCCGAUUCCAGAUAUCCGAUUCGCCUCCCGAUAGUCAGAUUCCCCUCUCCUCCACUUCAUCUUCCUCAACUACCACCACUCGCCUUGCCAACCCCAUUGCGCCGUUCAACGUGUCCACCAUUCUUCCCAACUUUCUUUUCCUUGGCCCUGACAUUACAAACGAUGUUGAUGUCAAGAAGCUACAGAGCUUGGGGGUGAAACGUAUUUUGAAUGUGGCUAUCGAGUGUGAUGACGACCAGGGGUUGGGACUGAGAGAAAAGUUUAGGUACCAUCGGGUGCCAAUGCGAGACAUUGUCGAGGAGAAUGGGGUUGGAAAAGGCAUGCGAGAUGCUUGUGAAUUUCUGGAUGACGCCCGCCUUCACUCUGCACCAACAUAUAUUCACUGCCAAGCUGGCAAAUCCCGUUCAGUUACCAUCACCCUCGCCUACCUCAUCCACGCCAAUGCCUGGACCCUCAGAACCUCGUAUGCCUAUGUUGCUGAGCGCCGUAAAGGUAUCAGCCCCAACAUCGGCUUUGUAGCCGAGCUGAUGCAGUGGGAAGAGUCCGAGCUAGGGCUUAAGGUGUCUGGCGGGGUGCAUGGUGACGGUGGAGGGCGGAAAGCGGGGCCGGGGCCGGCGGGGGAUGGGGAGGAGAAGAACAAUCGGUACAUGCGAGAGAGCUUGCCGCCGACAUGGUCGGCGAGUGUCGACACUUACUCUCGUCCUCCAAACCUCUCGCCCGCCAAUGGAGAUGGAGCCGGAGCUGAGGGAGAUGGGGCGAGGGACAAUGGUCAACAUGAUGAGCGACAAGCGGUCGGAGAUGAGAGAGAGGUUCGGAAGAAUGGUGUAUGGGUGCACCAUAGGCGAGCGCCCGUCGAUCGUACGACGCUGCAACCGGGCCGCCGAGUGUCCAAAGCUGGUCUCGAGUCUCUCAGGCCCUUGAAUACAACGCCAAUCAACGGAGCAGGGCAUUCUAGCGAUGAUGGUCAGACCAAAGACCCGAGGCCGUCCCCUCGCCCAAGUCCUCGACUGGGCAUGGGAGGUGGGCACGCCAUGACGCCCGCUGGGGACGGUCCUCUGAGAUGGAUCUAG